Messenger RNA from Penicillium nucicola, 1659 nucleotides. RefSeq lists its product as uncharacterized. Lineage: Eukaryota; Fungi; Ascomycota; Eurotiomycetes; Eurotiales; Aspergillaceae. The transcript is spliced from 6 exons. The record is from RefSeq and is a predicted model, not a curated record. The coding region runs from base 1 to 1659 and encodes 552 amino acids.
AUGAGAUUGAACAACCUCGCUCAAUAUGCAUUCAUUGGUGCGAUUGCAGCCACCAGCGCCUCAGCCGCCAAGAUAACAAAAGCUCUGACCAAAAACGCACAGGACCUGUUUGACUGGUCCAUGGACGUCAACGACAAACGCUGGGAUGAUUCGUACAAGUACAUCUUAUAUUCAGACAAUGGUCCAUGGUCAACUAGAUUUACAGCAUGGUAUACUGCUGGUCUACUUUAUCGAAACAAGGGAAAUGACCUAGGCAACGCCAAAGCAGCAAUUGAGAACAUCCUGACAUGCCAGAUGGCUGAGAGUUAUGAUUCGGCUUGGUAUGGUACAUUCAAGCUUUCUCCGGACGAGCCCUAUCCAACUCCGGACUCGGACUUGUACCCGCCGAAAAUCUAUGACACCUACGACCCAAAUUGGAGAGAAUUCAUCGGGACACAGCUCGUGCAAAUCGUAGAGGAAUUCUCCGAUCUGCUAGGCGAAAGCCUUGUAUCGCGUAUCGAGGACACCCUGGAGAUUGCAGCUGUUGGUUCCAUGCGCCGAAAUGGAUCCUACCCAGAAGGCGACAACCUGACACCAGCAUAUUCCAAUCCGGCCAUAAUGCGCGCAUGGUACAUUUCUUGGAUUGGCGAGCGUCGUAACAAUCAGACUUUCAUUGACUACGCCAAUGACCAGGGCAGUGCUAUCCUGGAGCUCUUCCAGUCGACAGGCUCAAACGUGCUGUCAGAAUAUAAUGCACCCACCUACUACGGAAUGGAUACCUGGGCGCUCGCCGGUGUCAUAAAAUACGGACCCAAGGAUGCUGCCAUGACCAAGAAUGCCAAAACAAUUCUGACGGAUCUAUGGGCAGAUAUUGCUGCUCAUUAUAAUCCCUACCUGGCCAAUAUGGUAGGACCGUAUGAUCGGGCCUACACCCGUGAUCUAGUGUCUAACUCGGCAGUCAUCGACUACUUCUGGUGGGGUCUAUACGGCUAUGGCGGGCCUCAGCCCGUGAAAAUGGAGUCGGAUCUGCUGUACGAUGUGGCACAGGGUGCAGCAUUGGCACUGGUCAUUGACGUAGUUGCAGAUCAUAUCUCCAAAAAAGACUCCAAAUGGCUGGCAUCCAAAGGAAGCUGGGAUGGGGAACGAAUGAUCACCAAAAAGGUUCCUGAUGCCCUUGGUGCCGAUGCCGAAGUCCGGGUCGUCACUUCGUGGAUUAGCGCUCCUCUCAUGAUCGGUGCUGAAAAAGUCUCAGAGACUGUCAAUCGUGGCGAGCAAUAUGUCCCGGCUAUCGUACAGUGGGCUGGUGAUAAAAAUCAUACGCCUCAUCCAUAUAUGGCCUUGUUUUCUCUAUAUCCGACAGCUUCAACUAUUCACGCUGUCGCUGGACCUAACAGCCUGGAGAUAUCUUACCCCAAUACCACCCAGGAUGGAACUGAUAUUUUCACGUUUGCGCUGGCGCAACUGCCGCCAAGUUGGACUCUCAUCAAGAAGAAAGUUGUUGGAGGCCUUGAGGAGCUUCCUUGUCUCGAUGUCACCAUCAACGCCGACGGUCUAGAGAAACAGCCUGUGAUCUAUGGCACCAGCGUGGAGGACAAUCGUGUUUACAACAUCUCUUAUAUUGUACCCUCUAACUUUACUGGUGUACCCAAGAUCACAUUCGAGUUCGCGUACACUUGCUAA